Messenger RNA from Diaporthe batatas, 906 nucleotides. RefSeq lists its product as uncharacterized. The coding region runs from base 1 to 906 and encodes 301 amino acids. The transcript has a single exon. Gene Ontology annotation, molecular function: monooxygenase activity; oxidoreductase activity, acting on paired donors, with incorporation or reduction of molecular oxygen; iron ion binding. The record is from RefSeq and is a predicted model, not a curated record. NCBI's taxonomy places the organism in Eukaryota, Fungi, Ascomycota, Sordariomycetes, Diaporthales, Diaporthaceae.
AUGAGCAGGAACAACCUCCUCAACUCCAACACCCCCGUGGUCCAGUUCGCCCGUGCACGCAUGGCAGACCGCAGCGACGAGAUCGAGAAGGGCCAAGCCGUCACCAAGCCCAAGUCCGCCACCGGGAAGCCCGAGAGGAGGGACUUCCUGUCGCGGUUCAUCGAGGCCCGGGGCAAGGACCCAGAGUUCAUCAGCCAGCAGCGCGUCCUGGCCCUGACCGUCGCCAACAUGUUCGCCGGCUCCGACACCACGGCCAUCACCCUGCGCUCCAUCUUCCACAACCUCCUCACCCACCCCGCCGCCAUGGAGAAGCUGCUGGCCGAGCUCGCCGCGGAGGGCGCGGCCGGCAGGCUGGCCAAGGCCGACUACGAGACUGAUGACCGCGAGAGGGGCGAGUAUGCGGAAACCCUCGUGCGCUGGAACGACGUGCGCGAGCUCCCGUACCUCACCGCCGUCAUCUACGAGGGGCUGCGGUGCCACCCGGCCGCUGGGCUGCCGCUCGAGCGCAUCGUGCCUGCUGCAGGGCUGAACAUUGACGGCCACCAUAUCCCUGCGGGCAGCAUCGUCGGCUGCUCGGGCUGGGUGAUUCACCGUGACGAGGGCGUGUAUGGGGCCAAGGCGGAUGAUUUCCGUCCUGAGCGGUGGAUCGAGGCGACGCCCGAGCAGCUGUCGAAGAUGAGGAACUGCCUGCUGUCGUUUGGCCAGGGCUCGCGCACCUGCGCAGGGAGGAACGUGUCCCUGCUGGAGAUGUACAAACUUAUCCCUGCGUUGUUGCGGAUGUUCGAGGUACGUUUGUGGGUUGACCAGCCACUCCCCAACCUGGCCUCAUAUAGAAAGAUAAAGAGGACCCUCCCCCCUUUCAGGCCCCCCCUUCAGGCCGACCCGUACUAUUUGCCCGGUUGCUAA